Messenger RNA from Trichomycterus rosablanca, 3923 nucleotides. RefSeq names its product matrin 3-like 1.2 (gene matr3l1.2). The transcript has 21 exons. The record is from RefSeq and is a predicted model, not a curated record. NCBI's taxonomy places the organism in Eukaryota, Metazoa, Chordata, Actinopteri, Siluriformes, Trichomycteridae. Bases 197 to 3529 code for a protein of 1110 amino acids. Gene Ontology annotation, cellular component: nucleus. Gene Ontology annotation, molecular function: RNA binding; zinc ion binding.
UACGUUUUGUUUUUGCAGAGUGUGUGAGAGAAUAAGAGACCUGUUUCAAUAAGUCAAAGAAGAGGAACUGUCCUUUCUCACAGUUGGCUUAUCGCUGACAUUUGGAUACUUAUUCACGAGCCGUCCCUCUUCGGACAUUUCAGUAACUUUAUUCCAUUCUUUAAGCUUUCUAACUGAUCCAUAUUAUUUUGAAGCUAUGUCUCAGAAGCUGCCACCUGACAGUGCUCAGAAAGGCUUUGCUGUAGGCCGUGGGCUCUUGGCUGCUGCUGAGACUUUAAACUUUAGCAUGGGGGAAUCUCGUUCCGAUUCCUAUGGUUCCUCAUCCCAACAGCACAAUAGAAUGAUGGGCUACAGUGACAGGAAUGCCCAGGAUCGCACUACAAAGCUGCCCUCUCAUGUGGGCAAUUCCCUCAGCAGUACAAUGAAGCUUUUUACUAGCCUUGGUCUUUCACCCCAUGACCUGGACACACUGGCCCAAAUCCCUGAGGAGAAAAUCAGCAUGGAGACGCUACCCGAUCUUAUUAAGCAACUUAAGAAUCGAAAGACUGAGGCCAGUAGGCAUCUGACUGGUGACCAGUUUUCACAGUCAUUUACCCCAGACUCCUUGUUCAGGGUAGGCCGAGAUGACUGGGGAGAUGCGCAGGGAGGAAGACUGGAUCGUUCUGUGGCUUCCGCUAGUCAGAACCGCACUUCGCAGGGUGAUUAUGGCUAUCGUUCCUCUCAAGAUCUCUCCUCACGCAACUACGAUAUGCUUGAUUAUGGCAGCAGCAGAGACCGCCAGUUUUCUGAACUUUCCUCCGAUAACUAUCGCAGUAUGGGCAUGUCUUCAUCUUCAACAUCUGAUGAUCUGUUCAUGCAACGACGGAUAGGGGCUCCAUCUCAGAGCAAAGUUGAGGAUUUCAUGGGUAUCAUGCCGCGCAUGUUUCCCCAUGUGUGCUCCCUUUGUGACUUUGAUGUGCAUUCUAUCAUGGAAUGGACACAGCAUACAACUGGGAUGCGGCAUGCAGAAAGCCGGAGGGUCCUUCUGCAGUUGUAUCCAGAUUGGGAUCCCCAAAUACCCACUGGACGAAUGUCAGACUCCCUCUCUCUGAAUUCAAGAAAUCAAUCAGAUGGGUUACUAGGUGCUGCUCCAUCAGGUGUCUCAAGGCAGAGAGUGGACUUAAGUUCAAAUUGGGGAUCUGAUUCAGGCAUGAGUAUGACGAGUAAAAUGUCAUCAUAUUCACCAAAGGUCAAAAGCAAGGUGGUGGUGAUGAAAUAUGUGGACAAGCCAACGUUGAGUGCCGUGUUUAGUUUGGCUAAUCGAUUUGGCACUGUUAAUCAAAAUAUCAUUCUCAAGAGUAAGGGUUUUCUAGAGUUUCAGACUCAUGAGCAAGCUAUUGCAAUGGUUAAUCACUUCAAGAAAAAGCCUGCCAUUUUAAAUGGCAAACAAAUAACGAUUUAUUUAUCCCAGGAUCUGGUGGUGAUUAAUAAGAGUAAACGAACAGAUCAGGACAGGAGAGAUACUGGCCCAGUGGUGUUUUUUUCCAAUUUACCAAGAGAAAAUGAGAAAAAAAUGGAGCUGCUUACUGUAGCUGGUAGAUUUGGUACGGUCGUGAAACAUCUUUUCUUGAGUGAUAAGGCAUUUGUGCAAAUGAGCAACCCAAAGGAUGCCGAGAUGAUGGUGAAGUACUACACUGUUCAUCCACUGACCAUUAGCCAUAGGAGCAUCUACAUAAACAUCUGCAACAAGUACAAGAAUUUAACUGUUGUACCUGACAAAGAACAGCGAGGUAAAGAAGACCGAGGUGAAGGCAGCCAGAGGAGCAGCAGAACUAGUUCCAAACCCUUAUCCAGAAAUCAGACAUCUACCCGCUCCAAAUCCAAAGACAGCCCAGGUGAAAAGACACAGGAAUCCAAGCCCAAGGAGAAAGUAGUGGCAAAGGCAGGACCCAGUGAUCAAAAGGAUGCUGCAGCGGCUCAAGAUGAAGGCGAAGAGGCCAUUGGUAAAAAGGACGAGACCGCAGAGGAAUCUGUGACUGUUCAGCCAGAGCAACAGGACUCUGAGGAGUUCAAGGAUUCUGGGAUGGAACAAACAGAAUAUAGCACAAAGGUAGAGGAUGCAGAGAUGCCGCAUGGGGAAGAACAAGAGCCUCAGACAGAGGAACCAGCUGAGCAAGUUCAGGGAAAUGAAGAGGAAGAGAGCAAGAAGCUAAAAGAGGCAGAUGAGCAGGAGGGCAUGGAGCAGGACGAGGCUGCUCCAGAGGAGUCUGCUGAACUGGAGGAAUAUGAAGAGGGUGAUUUCCCUGAAAACAUGGACGAGUUUGUGACCCUAGAUGAGCUGGCAGAGGAAGAAGAAGCUGAAUACCAUGACUCAAAAUCUAGAAGAAGAAGCUCUUCAGGUAGAUCAAGGGACUCUGGGGGCAUGAGAGUCGUAAACAUAAAUGGAUUUAAGCGCAGCUAUGGUUACAUGGAAGAGAUUUUGGCUCUUGCCAAACCUUUUGGAAAAGUGGUGCAACACCUGAUCCUCCAUUCCAGACCUGAGGCCUUUUUGGAACUUGAAAGUGAAGAAGAAGCCAAAGCAAUGGUUCGAUUCUACAGUGGAAAUGUCAUCCCAUCUGUGUGUGGAAAAGAAGUACAAAUUUUUCAUUCGAUAACCUACGCUACCAUUCAGAGUGGCAAAGUCGUCUAUAUUGGACACGUUCCACCUAUUAAAGCUGGGUCAGAGGCAUCCCUUGUAAAGAUCGCUGAACCUUACGGAAUAAUCAAAAGAUACUAUAUGAACCGGGCACGCAACGAGUGUUUCAUUGAGAUGGAGAGGGGAGAGGAUGCAGAAAGAUUUGCAAAGGCUGCAAAGUUAAAUCCGCCCAGAUUUGAAGGCAAACGGCUGUUGGUGUAUAUCAGCAGGAAAUACAAACAACUCAAGCAUGGAAUCAGACCUCCAACCCCAGACAAACGACCGGCCAAGAGGGAGCACUCUGACGAGGAGCAUGAAAACCAAACCAGCUCCCCAGCAAAAACUAGUAAAAAGACUAAGGAGCCCCCUGCCAAAAAAGUCAAAGUGGAGAAAUCUGGUAAAGAGAGAGCUCCAAGUGUACCAAAAGAGGAGAACCUGGAAGAGAAGGAGGAACAAACAGAACUUGAUAAGAGUGUGUCUGAGGAGAAUCAGGAGAGUACAGAGCAACCUGGCAGAGACCCAACUGAAGCUGAUGGCACAGAGAUUAAACCGAAAGGUAAAUCUGAUGAUCCGGUUCAUGUGUCUUCUGCUGCUGAAUCUGAGAAGAGCCAAGAGAUGAGUGAAUCGGCCACUGUUUCUGCAGAGAAUGUGAAAAAGCCUGAAACUAUAGAUACACUAGGCCCAUAUGAGCCAGACGUCCCAGUGGGUGUGGAGUUUGUGAAGAUGGGUUACUAUUGCAGGGUUUGCUUUCUAUUUUACUCCAAUGAAGACACUGCUAAGAGGGUUCACUGUAGCAGCCAAGCCCACUACGACAAACUUAAGAAACAUCUGGAAAAGGAGAAGUCUAAAGCACAGCACAGUGGUGAGAAGAAAUGAGCUAUGAAGAAGCAUUGUAACUGACAUAAACCUUAUGUUUUUUACGUUCUCCUUGUGUACGAUUCAUUUUAGUGUGGUUAAUGGAUUGAUUUCAUUAUUUACCAGUUUGUUUUUUUAUUCUGAUGAAACCAUAUGUCCAGGUAAAAUCUUUCCUCAUGUUUUGUCCGAUUACGGUCAGUUAUGGGGUAUUCAAACUAUAAGUUCUUUGUGAUUUCUCUUCUAUGUUUGACCUUUUACCAUUUAUGUUCCUGUUACUCAGUUCCUUCAAAUAUUUAAUCACACUGUAGAAGAGCAAAUGCAAUGUCAUUCGGUCUAUUAAAAGAUUUGUGUUAGCUGAAACACAAGGACAAAAGUAUGUAUACACCCAAACAAUAAAUGCAUUUUGUUAAUUAAG